AUGCUGAUCAGUUUCGACAGACAUGGGUCCCGAGAUUUAUCUCGUACGUUAUCCAAUUUUGGGGAACAUGAUUUAAUACAGUCGCUUACCAGAAGAGACUCGGCAACUUUGAAUCCACAAGAGCAAAAUACUAGAGUAAUAGAAUACAAUGAGAGGCGAGGAUCUUUCAAAAUAUUUAACUUGCCAAAGAGAAUGCUAUGGUGGAUAUACUCUAUAUCUUUAGUUCUUCUCAUAAUUUUAAUGUUGGCAUUUGUUGCGGUCACCCCCAUAGAUGUUAUUGUUCGAACAUCAGGUGCAUCUUACUCAGGUAUCAAAAUGUUUAUUGUUAUUAUCGUAUGUGUUGUCUUUUUCAUCUUAUCGAUAGUUCUGUAUUUUGUGAGGAUUUUUCAUAAUCGUGUUGCUUUGGGUGAUAUACCAUCAAAAUCAGUUUACAUUCCUGGUAAAGGUGACAUGCCAAAAAGCGUAUAUAAUGCCAUAAACAAAAGGUUGAAAGAAUGUUUAGAAAUUAGGGAAAGAAUCAGCCCCUUGGAGAAUUCAAAAGUAAUAAUAAACCAUGCUGGUGUGUCACCUCCGGAAUAUGUUCAAGAAAGAAACCAUAGCCAUACUAAUGAGGGAACGUUGUUACCACCAGAUUCUAACUAUGAAGAUAUCAUACGAAGCUUAGGAGAUAAUUUCAGGCAUGGCAAGUUCUUCACCUAUCAAUUUCCUCAGACUUACUCCUUCAAGGAAAUCAUCGUUCACUUAUCUGAAUUAUAUGCAAAGAGUGGGAUGCAGCUGCGAAAACCCAUCAAUUGCCAUAGAAUUAUUGAAUUGUAUGAGAAGUUCAGAUAUGGGCCUGAUCUUAUAGAAGAAAAAGAUAUGCUAGAAUUUAUGAUAGAAUUCGAAAGACUCACUCAAUUAUUUCAAAGUCACUAUGGAGCACCAUUUACAAAUGAAGCGCAAAGCGACUUUCAAAAUCCGUAUCCAGUACUGGACAGGGACAAUUUAGCAAAGACCUUAAAUGAUCAGGAGAGGUCAUCCUGGCAGUCACAAACACCUUAUCACGGAAUUCAUUUUAGACAGCCAUUUGCUCAAUCUAAGCAACUGAGUAUUGGCAUUCCUGCUGACACUCAAUCAUCCACGUCUGUUAUAAGGCCCACAAUUUCUAAAAGGUCAUAUUCAGAGGAGUCUCCCUACUGGUACUCCUCAGGCCUGAAUGUGAUGUACAGAAAAUUGAGCUCAGCAAGUAGCUCCAAGUCAGUAAUUAGAAGUCGUCCUAGACGCAAAAGCUCUGCUGUCUCGAGUAGUUUUCCAAAUAUGGCAUACAGUGGAGAGGCAGAUCUGUUUAGAAGAAGAAACAGUGGGUAUGUUACAGAUUCAGAGAACGAAGAUGAUAGUGAUAGUAGCGAUUUCGAAAAUGAUGAUGAUGAUGAUGAUGAUGAUGAUGAUGAUAAUGAUGAUGAGGAUGAUGAUGAUGAUGAUGAAGAAGACGAGGAUUUAAAAGUAUACAGCUUUCGCCGAAUGCCAUGA
Molecule: messenger RNA, 1509 nt
Organism: Priceomyces carsonii
Lineage: Eukaryota; Fungi; Ascomycota; Pichiomycetes; Serinales; Debaryomycetaceae
Exons: 1
Coding region: 1-1509 (502 amino acids)
Source: RefSeq, a predicted model, not a curated record